AUGCGCAACCUGUGGGCUGCAAGGUCACAGCCAAUCAAUCGGGCAGCACCCAUAUACCCGGCGUUCACAGAGCAGGAACGAAGCGAUCUUUCACAGCAUGGAGUUUGGGAGCCGCUGGCUGACUAUCGGACAAUCACUUUUAAAUCCGCGCAGGCUCGCUUUGCGUCGACCCAGGCAGCGCCAGCCCAGCCCUUCUUAGCAUCGCGUACUGCGGUGGCCGGCGCCACAGCGCUCACGCUGGGCUCGAUCGCGCUGUACACGCAGGUCUAUGGCGAGCUUCCAUUCCUGCCCGUCGCACAUGCGAAUGCCAAGGAUGAGGGCUUGCACCCACCGCACUACCCGUGGUCGCACAGUGGCAUCUUUGACACUUUCGACCAUGCGUCCAUCCGCCGCGGCUACCAGGUGUACCGCGAGGUUUGCUCGUCAUGCCACUCGUUGAACCGUGUUGCGUGGCGCAAUCUCGUCGGCGUGUCGCACACGGUUGACGAGGUCAAGGCGAUGGCCGAGGAGGUCGAGUAUGAGGACGGCCCUAACGACAAUGGCGACAUGUUCCAGCGCCCCGGCAAGCUGGCAGACUACAUGCCGCCUCCGUACGCGAACGAUGAGCAGGCCCGCGCCGGCAACGGCGGUGCCCUCCCACCAGACCUGUCGCUGAUCACCAAGGCUAGGCACGGCGGUGCGGACUACAUUUUCUCCCUGCUCACCGGUUACACCGACGCCCCUGCCGGUGUCGAGGUCCCUGACGGAAUGCACUACAACUCGUACUUCCCGGGGACGCAAAUCGCCAUGGCGCGUGUGCUGUACACGGGGCUGGUCGAGUACGAGGACGGCACGCCGGCGACGGCGUCACAAAUGGCCAAGGACGUCGUCACGUUCCUUAACUGGUCCUCGGAGCCAGAGCAUGACCAGCGUAAGAAGAUGGGCUUCCAGGCAUCGAUCCUGCUUGCCUCCAUGCUCGCGAUGAGCGUCUAUGUCAAGCGGUACAAGUGGGCUGCUAUCAAGACUCGUAAGGUAAGUGAGCGAUCAAGCGAGCUUGUUUGGAAGUGGGAUCCUGGGCGAGAGCGUCUCGCUGACGGGCUCUUUAUUGUGUGUCCACGCUCCGCUCGCAGCUUGUCUACUCGCCACCCAAGGAGGCCCACUAGAUGCACAAGUGCAUGGAAGGGGGGGAGGGUCGUUCCCCUCUCGCCCGAUCUCGCGCCUGGUUCCCGGACGCGGAAGGAUGGUGACUGCGUCAGCCAGUUGGACGGAUGCCUGCCACGCUUGCUAUCCGGCAAUGUCGUCCUUCGCAACCCCGUCCUGUAUAUUCGUUGUCGUGUUCAUUGUCGCGUGUGUACAAGCAAGGCGAUUUUGUGA
Tilletiaria anomala UBC 951 is the source of this 1353-nucleotide messenger RNA. RefSeq lists its product as uncharacterized. Bases 1 to 1353 code for a protein of 450 amino acids. The record is from RefSeq and is a predicted model, not a curated record. NCBI's taxonomy places the organism in Eukaryota, Fungi, Basidiomycota, Exobasidiomycetes, Georgefischeriales, Tilletiariaceae. Gene Ontology annotation, biological process: mitochondrial electron transport, ubiquinol to cytochrome c. The transcript is spliced from 2 exons. Gene Ontology annotation, molecular function: electron transfer activity; heme binding.